GCAUCAAAUGAAUCGUCAUCAAAGCCCCUCAAAAUACUUUUAACAGUUGAUUUGAGACAAAGAAGUGGAUAUUAUUUGGAUAAGACUUACUUCAUUUCUAAAAUAGAAAAUCUUAAUACCCAGGCCAUUCUUUUUCUGCGUCCCUGUCGCUUCGGCAAAACAUUAUUUCUUUCUACUCUGUCUUCUUAUUACGAUAUAAAGAACCAAGAAGACCAAUUCAAACAAUUAUUUGGUGAUCUGUUCAUCA
Racocetra fulgida is the source of this 247-nucleotide messenger RNA. Lineage: Eukaryota; Fungi; Glomeromycota; Glomeromycetes; Diversisporales; Gigasporaceae. The record is from the annotation of a GenBank genome assembly.